Molecule: messenger RNA, 3465 nt
Organism: Cylindrotheca closterium
Lineage: Eukaryota; Bacillariophyta; Bacillariophyceae; Bacillariales; Bacillariaceae
Source: the annotation of a GenBank genome assembly
AUGGCCCAUGUGGACUUUGAGGCUUUAAGAGGCACUCAAACGGUCUACAAGCCGGGAAAGAACAACUCCGAGUUCUUCAAAAGUUCGAGACAGGCUCAACUUGAUAGGAACUGGGAAAACCUAAAUGUCAAGAUUGACAAAAGAGAAGUGAUCUACACCACGAAUCAAUAUACCGUGGCUGCGAUCAUCACCAAACAUUUUAUCACUCAAGCGAUGAGAGAUAAGUUAAGCAAUGAAACUGAUUGGUUGGACCUCAAGGAAGACCAUGUGAUGCUUCUGAAGCAUAUCAAGACGUUCAUGACCAUCACAGACGAGACCGAGUGGCAACACUUUGGACUCAUGGAAUCUCUCAAGAGAUUCACAAACUGCACUCAAAAGCAAAAUGAGUCUGUGAACGAUUACAGAAGGCGGUUCGAAGCUCAAGCUGACCAAGUAUUCGAAAUCCUUGGUACAGAUGUGUUGCAUGUCUAUGCGACCAAAACAAUGGGAUACCUCGAUCUGGAUGAUCCGGAGGCCGAUCCGGACGAUAUCAAGGCGCUCCAAGACAAGUUCAAGAAACAAAUUCUGGGCACAUUCAAAGCAAGUGCAUUUUUCUACAACUGCGAUAGGUCUCGCUUCCAAAGCAUGUUGGACAAGGCGAACCAGACCUACGCCAUGGAAUUCAAGGAAUACGAGCAAAGAAACGAAUAUCCGACUACGAUUGAUCAGGUCGCUAAAGCGCUGAUCAAACAUAAGCCGGACAAUAGAAAGAAAGGUCCGACGACACCGAGACCUACUCCAAGCGCACCCACUGCGAGCAGCAGUGCCCCGGACGGAGUGAGCAACGCACAGGCGGCUGCUCGAACGACAUCUUCACGACCGGCUUUUAGUUGCUGGUGUUGCGGAGAUACUGGCCAUGGAGUCACUUGUUGCCCUGAACGUUCCACAAGCCCACAAGCGGAAUGGAGGGACCCAGGACGAUACAGCGACGCAUCCACUACUACUACUACUACAAGACGAGCGGGGAGAGCCAAUCUCCAAGUCCCUUCUACUGCAUCUGCAGCGCAGUCGGAUGCCGCGUCUAGCGUCACUGGAACGCAAUCAACUGGUCAACAACAUCGAAGCAAUAUGCAACGAGCUGUUGUUGACAGGAGUGGACAUAGCACUUCUGGUACUACGGAUGUACCCGGUUCUUAUGUGGUACGAGGCAGGUCUAUCGCUGAUGGACAAUCUAAUGGUAGGAUUACAGGAUGGAACCUUGCACAAGUACGUGUAAGACCGAUUCUGAAGAAGAAAGCAGUCUCCACUGAAGACAGGGGAGAGUUGCUGAUGCAGAAAUGGCAAGCACAACUAGAUGCUGCCAGUACUUUCAAGGACGAUGACAGCAUGGUCAGCGAUGGAAGCUUGAACAUGCAGAUUUACAAGUCGACCUCGAAGAUGGAUUCAUUGAAGCACUGUUCUCAAUGGACCAAAGACAACAAGAAACCUUUCAAAUCUAAUGGAAGUAAGCACUGGGAUAUCGAUCUUGGUGUACAUCUUGAUUCUGGAUCUACGUUCAGCCUACGAAUGAACGAAGAUUACGCCAAACCGGGCACUGUGUCUGACCUGGAUUACAUGUUCAACUAUGGUACGAACACUGGCCAACGUGACCUGCAUCAACAGGUUGAAUCAAGUAUUAUCGAAGGACGCACUUGCUUGCUAGAUACUGAAGCGCAAUGUAACCUCGAUAAUUUAUCAGAGCUUGUGAAGCUUGGAUCUCGUGUCGUUAUGGACACUGACAUUGAAAACUCCUUCAUCGUUACGAAGGGGGAACAGAGAAUGAGGUAUGUGCAUCAAAACGGAUUGUAUACUUUUGUGCCCGAUGGUAGGGCAGAGAGUGAUGAAGGGUCCGAAUACUCUGAAUGUGAAUACAGAGAAUGCGGAAAUGGUGACUGUGACGCGAUUGGUGUCGCACACACCGAAUGCCAUAAAUGCGGUGUUAUUUUCUGUGGUAGAAUUUUAAAAAUUAGCUAUUCCGAUUCCCAUUAUUGUGGCAUACAGACGGUACGGGAGAAUAUCGAAGGGUUCACUGAUAAACAAGUUGAGCGGGCUAAUCGCACACGAUCAGUGUAUCAUAUGGCUGGUGCACCAGGAGUUCAAGCGUUUUGUAUUGCAGUAAGAUCUGGUCUGUUCAAGAACUGCAACGUGAAUGAAGAAGAUGCAAUCACUGCCGAAAAAAUAUAUGGACCUGGUUCUUCGGUCCUAAAAGGAAAGACGAAGCGUCCCACACCUGAAGGAGUGCGGGAUGACUGGAUAGAAAUACCGAAGGAGUUAUUAAUGCACAAUCUGAAUGUUGUGCUGCACAUUGAUCUUGUUUUUGUUAACAAUUCAUUCGGACUCACGACCAUUGAUGGGAGUGUGAGAUACCGGUGCUAUAUACCCUUGGCUUCACGAUCCAAAACGGCAUUGUAUGACGCAAUUGAUAAAUGCUUUCGAAUAUAUAAUGCACGUGAUUUCACAGUGGAAAAGAUUUACUGCGAUGGGGAGUUCCGUCCGGUAUUUGAACCCGUGAAAGACGAACUUGAAGUUCAUAUGAAUUACGCCAGCAGAGGCGAACAUGAUCCGAAAGCAGAACGAAAUAAUCAGCAUUUAAAGGCACUGUUUUGGGUUCACUUUCACCGAAUGCCAUUCAAGGUGAUUCCAAAGAAGUUGACUGUGGCACUUAUGGCACGAGUUGCUAAAAUAUCCAACUACUAUCCGGCGAAAGGUGGGUUGUCUGCAUACUACAGCCCGCAUAUGAUCAUGCAUCAACGAAUGGUUGAUGCCUCCAACAAAUUUGUCGCUGAGAUUGGUGCCUAUGUCCACGGAUAUGGUCAUGACACCAAGAAUAAUAUGGCUGCUCGAACGAUCGAAGGUGUUUACAUGGGACCCACCGGCGAUAUUCAAGAAGGGCACCGUAUCUAUGAUCUGAACACAAAGUGCAAAGCACGACGUGCAAAAAUCAAGGUUCUUCCAAUGACUGACCAAGUCAUCAAGAUUCUCGAAGAAGACACAAGAUUGGAAGGAGUGACGGAAUUGCGCACCUAUUCCAAGCAUAAUGGCGAGCUAAUCCUCAAUGGUGAUUUGCUCGACGGAGUGGACCCAGAUGAACUGUGGGAUGAAAACUACGUACCAGUAAACGAAAUCAAAAGACUGAGUGAUGUAACCCUCCUAAAUGAAAAUAUUCGAGAUGACGAACUUGAAGAAUUACUAAUGGAUGCUGAAGCAGACAUCAUGGAAGUGAGGUUCGACAGGGACAGAAACCCAAGAUACGAUAGCGAAGCAAAUCAAUAUGAAGAUGAGCUAGAGGACGAAAUGUUUGACAGAAUGUUCAAGAAGAUUAAGGCUAAACAAGAUGCUGACCAUGCAACAUGUCCAAUCCCUUUGAUUUCCAGGCCGCUAGCGAUUCCACAAAGCUUGAGUCCAAGAGGUGCUGGCUCAAGCUUUCCCACAAAAUCGUCCUUGUAA